Messenger RNA from Trypanosoma theileri, 951 nucleotides. RefSeq lists its product as uncharacterized. The transcript has a single exon. NCBI's taxonomy places the organism in Eukaryota, Euglenozoa, Kinetoplastea, Trypanosomatida, Trypanosomatidae. The coding region runs from base 1 to 951 and encodes 316 amino acids. The record is from RefSeq and is a predicted model, not a curated record.
AUGGUAAUGAUGCGCUACGUGCUGUGUAUCCUCGCUCUCCUGCUCUCAUGUGCGUGUGUGCACGUCCUCGCUGAAGAAGUGCCUGCCGCCGAUCUUUCCGACCAAGUCCCUGAUACGGAGAGUGAGACAAAGAUUCUUGUUGUUACUGGUGAUGGCAAUUGCCCUCCAGGUACUGAACGUCUUGAUGAUAAUACAUGUCAAAAAAAAACAGAAGUUCCUCCCAAAGUACCUGAGGCUCCAAAAGAAGUUGUUCCUGAGAAAAAAGUACCGGUUGUUCCUCCUGAAGUACGUGAAAGUCACCUUGAGCAGACCCCUUCUCAAGGCGAAAGAAACGGUCAUGGUAAUGGAGUUAGCGAUGCUGGUCCGCGAGGUGAAGUUGGUGUGCCUGGUACUGUUACUCCCGCCGUAGAAGGUGAAGCUGAACAUUCUGAGGACCAAAGUCACGGUACUCAAGGAGGAAAAGGUCCAGGAACUGGUGUUGGUGGUGCUUCUCCUUCUACACUGGAUAAUCCAACAGCUGCUGCUCCUGGAGCUGGUACCACUUCUGGUGUUGGUUCUUCUCCUAGUGGGAGUGUUGGGACUGCAUCGGACGGCCACAGUGGAAACAGCGGCAGCAGUCCAACAGGAGAAACUACUUCUAACCAGGGAAAUAAAGCAACACAACCUUCUACUGCUGUCUCUCCUACCAAUUCGGCUACAGGAAGUGAAGUUGGUGAUAAUGCUGCAUUGACUGAGAAUGGAAAUACAUCUGAAGGAACUGAGUCAAAAAAUAACCAAGAAGAAGUUGCAGCAAAUACAGAUACAACAACAACAACAACAACACUUCCUCCUGAACUCACAAACAACAAGAAGGGUGAUGCAGACAGCAGCAGCAGUAUCAGCAGUUCUGUGUGGGUACGUGUACCACUACUGAUUGUGGUUACACUGGCCUGUAUUCUUGUUGUAUGCUGA